Messenger RNA from Bemisia tabaci, 3503 nucleotides. RefSeq lists its product as uncharacterized. The record is from RefSeq and is a predicted model, not a curated record. Gene Ontology annotation, cellular component: chitin-based extracellular matrix. NCBI's taxonomy places the organism in Eukaryota, Metazoa, Arthropoda, Insecta, Hemiptera, Aleyrodidae. Gene Ontology annotation, molecular function: structural constituent of chitin-based larval cuticle.
UGAUCCGCUGAUCUCCGAGGCAGUGGCUAACGCGAUAUUCGACGACUUCAGCGUUAUCGGUUCCAGUGACGGUGUGUCUUGUGCGUAACGCAUGGUACGUUAGCGGUGUGCUCCCAUUAGUUAUCUAGUGAAAUUUUGCCCGAAAAAACAAGUGCUCGUUUGGAUUUAAAUGGAUUAAACGUCACCGCUCCGCCAGCAUGUUCUUUUUUACGGUGGUAACAACAGUGCUGGUUGUCUCGUUGGUUGGAGGUGGGCGAACAGAGGAAGAUCAAACUGAAGUAGCGAUUCUGAAGCAAGUAAACCGAGUCAACGAUGAUGGCUCCUACACUUUUGGCUACGAGGCGGCUGACGGCAGCUUCAAAAUCGAAACACGGGACGUGCGAGGCAAUGUUAAAGGGAUGUUCGGCUACGUAGACUCAUCGGGCGACCUGAAGAAGGUCUCGUACUCCUCAUCGAACAACACAGGGUUCGUGCAGACGGCCGAGACGACAGGCGCCUCCUCGGCCGAGCGAGAGGCGCUGCUCUCGAGUUUUGGGGCGGCGACAGUGGCGCCCUCUCGCUCCCCCCUGGCAGAUCCCUCGGAGCGACGCCCCAUCCUCGUCCUCCGGGACUCGGCCCUGGUGGCACCGACCAAGGGCUCCUUCAUCCAGUACAUCCCCAAGAAGUCCGACCUCCAGUUCGGGGCUCGCGAGUUCACCACCGCCUCCCCCGCCUACGAGACCUCCUCCGUUCAGAACGAGGUCGAGGGCGGUCACAAUGAGGACCUCUUCGUCAACCCGGAUUUGGAGGAUGACAAGCGAUUCAAGAGCCCACCGGUACCGGUUGUCUACCCGCGGAAGAUCGUGGUGACGCGGCGACCGGUUGACGACGCCCCCCGGGGCGGUAGCUCCCUCCGGCGGCAGCUGAGUCGCCGCCUGAACGAGCGCGAGGAGGACGGGCCCCACGUCUACGGCAACGAGCACAUGAACGCCUACUACGACAAGCACAUGGACGCCAGCACGGCCAUCCAGGAGAACGCCCACGCCGAGCGAGCCACCGAGGAACUCCGCUACGAGCUCCUCGAGCCCCGAACCCGCGAGAACCGCGCCGGCUACAUCACCGCCGACGACAUCGACCGCACCAUCGUCUACCGCAACCCGCCAACACCCCCCGCCUACCCCACCGCCGCCAUCCCUUACCGACCUCGACCCCCGAUCCCGGAGCCCGAGGACUACCGCCCUAACUACCCCGUCACCCCAGCACCUCCACCACCACCGCCCCCACCCGCCGCCACACCCUACCCCACGACCAUCGUCCAGUCACUGCGAGACGAGCUCAUGGAGUUCAUCAUGCACUACGUCCACCGUAGACUCAACCCCUACUUCCAGGACUACCCCGCCCCCUACCAGGCCUACUACCGCCCACCGCCGGUCCCUUACCCUUACUCUAACUACCCGCAAAGAUACCCACCUCCACCCCCGCCGCCUUACCCGCCCUUCUUAGCCACGCCGGGGGUUGGUCCUUACGGCGUUAUACCCCAGCUGUCUCCGAACGUUCAGUACUCGUCACAGUCUUCGGCGGGUGCGGACGGUGCCGACGCGACACCCCAGGCGGUUCGGGCGUUGAGGGCGCGGUCUGGACAGGUGAGGCGACCCUAUGUCCCGGCCGCCCUGCGGGAGGCGCGGGAGCAAAGGGAGCAGCGACGGCAGCAGAAGUUCUACGCGUCGACGGCGGCCGGCAGGGAUAGCUCGACGAUCCAAGUCGCGGCCUCCAGCACCUCCACGACGACAGUGGCGCCCCCUAGCAGCACGCCCGUGAGGAAUCUCUUGAUCCUCGGCACGAGCCCCUCGACUGCUGUCGGGGAUCUGAGGCCGGUCACCGAGGCGCCUGAUGAGAUGGAAGCCACCAGUUAAUAUGGGUUCGCUUUGGUUGGGAUGUUGCCAUAGACGAGGAGAGACCCUCUACUGGCCUCCUGACGAUAGAUGGAAACUUUUACUUAAGGGGGGUCAACACUUUUUUAUGGACAAUGAGACAGGAGCAACGGUCAUCAUCCUUUUUUCGGCUGCUGACAUAUCUAAUGGGUGAAUGAUGAACUUUGAGUGAUGUUAUGAGAGUGUGCCGAACAAGUUUGCCAAACCACGGUAUGUUUGCGAAAUGAAAUAACCAACACGUUGUUCAAGAUCCACCUAGUGGGUACAUAAGUCAACAGUUGAAUGUAGACGUCCCGAAAGUAAAAGCUUUCACCAUUACCAUAGCAACGAAGGAUCUAUUUUUGCCUUGGAGGCCAUAGAAAAGGAGAGGUAGGUGGCGGCUGUUCGAGACAGCACCCUUGCGAUAUCUAAAAAAGAAAUAUGCACCUCUUGACGUGAUAAAUUCGCUCCAUCCUCACCUUGCCUCUCUUUUCUAAGAGCCAGUUUUAUCACCUCUUCCAGUUAGCAUUAAACAUGUACUGUGCGGGCUGAUUGUUGAAAUUGAUAGACAAAGCGAUCGACAAAGAAGACAUAGGGACACAGAGAUAUAGGGAUUGCAGAGCGAUCCCAUUGGUUGAAAUGGUUGGUUCCAAUAGAUUAAGGGAGAAAAUGGACUAACUACAGGGUCUCUCGUAGGCUGCCUUAAGUAGUCUACAUAUAAUAUACCAUCUUUAUCCAUUGCUACCACCCUCUUCCACCAGUAGGAUCUUAUCCCAUUUGUCUUCUUUGUCCAUAGCUUUGUCCAUCAAUUUAAAAAAUCAGCCAGCUGGUAUUUGUUAAUACAAUCCAUCUUACUAAUUUCAUUUAUAGAGUAGAACCAAAAUUAGUAUUAAAGCUCGGAGGGAAACUGUUUAAGGUUUUUUCUUGCGAAGAAUAUUUAAGUUUCGCUCAACUAGAGGACUUCAAAAAAGGGGUGAUAGAGCUGGCUAUUAGGGUACUUAAAGUUUAGUGAAUAUUAUUACCAUCUAAAUGUUGAACCUAGCAGCUCAAUAUUUCCUCUGAAAUUGUCAAGACUGGCCGUUUUGAAAAGUUGAAGAAUUCAAAAUAGUCAAAGUAGAGGUUUUUAAAAAACAGCUAAAUACUGACUGAUACGUAUUUUGCAGGUAAAUGUUUAUCCCUUGGGAUUAAAAAACCGAAAGGAGCGGAGUAAUGUGGUAAACUAGUGAUUUUUUUUUGCAUUUUUAGAGUGACAGGGACGUGCGUUUUAAGUCAACUACUCGAAUGUAUAACUGAACCUCACUAAAGUUACCAACAUGUUAGUCAUUAUAAAUAAAAAAAAAGUAGCACUAUUCUGAAAACUAAAGUUACAGUUUUGUGCGCAAAAAAUCCAGGACGUGCCCUCCUCUACUGAUCGAAUUUUUUUUCGAUUCCUUGGAUUAAGUCACAGGUUUUGAGUGUUGACGUAUCUUAAUGAAGUGUAUAAAACGUGUAAAUAAUUUAGGCCACAUAGUACCUGCUAAAAGAAUGUCUCCAAAAAUUUCACUAUCUAUUUUAUACUUUUAUACUGGAAUUGUGAUGUUAAUGUAAUAAAAAUAAUCAGUUUGUACAAUGCAA